AUGAACACUAUUGCAAGCUACUUUGACCUCGAUUCGUGGCAAGUUAAUGGUGGGUUAGCUCUCAGCAUUAACCGCGUUGAGCCUGAUUUCCCCAAGUGGUUUUACGUUCGGAAAGAAACACAGGAUCUCGUCAAGGUAUUCAACGAGAAUGUGCGACUUAAGCUCAACACUGUGUUUGUAAGGACGUCAGGUGUCGGGAAAAGCACGCUGGUCGUCGUGCUUGCGUUUUACAUGGCGCUGCACCUGCAGAAGCGUAUCGUCCUUUAUCGAAAGCUGAAAGGGGGAGGGUAUACGAUGUUGUAUCUGGAUCCAGAGCACGAGCAAUAUUGGCGCAAAUCAACAAAGGUGGAUAUCGCUGACUUGGAUCUUGUGGUGAAUUCGGACUUUGAGCUGUGUCUUGACGGCUUCCUGCAGAGGGAAAUUGAUAAUGAUUUGAGUAACUUUGGUCGCCUGACGAAGUUUCGGAUGCUUGCCACAUCUGUACAAUACGACAUGAAGAACGAUGAAACGGAAGUUCGGAGGAGA
Molecule: messenger RNA, 525 nt
Organism: Phytophthora sojae
Lineage: Eukaryota; Oomycota; Peronosporomycetes; Peronosporales; Peronosporaceae
Exons: 1
Source: RefSeq, a predicted model, not a curated record